Messenger RNA from Apiotrichum porosum, 894 nucleotides. RefSeq lists its product as uncharacterized. The record is from RefSeq and is a predicted model, not a curated record. The coding region runs from base 1 to 894 and encodes 297 amino acids. The transcript has a single exon. NCBI's taxonomy places the organism in Eukaryota, Fungi, Basidiomycota, Tremellomycetes, Trichosporonales, Trichosporonaceae.
AUGACCGACGUUCAACAUACGCAAGGCCGUGCCGAGUGGGUCACAACUCGUGACGGUCGCAAGCUCUAUGCCCAAGUCCUCGAUGGCCCGCCGGAUGCACCGACAGUCGUCUUCGAAUGCGGCGCGGGAGCCAGCCGAUCCACAUGGGCUCUCGUCCAGCCCCAGGUGGCCAAGUUUGCACGUGCGAUCGUGUACGACAGGUCGGGGAUGGGCAAGAGUCCACCAGACCCGACACGCACACUGGCUCGUAUCGUGGACGACCUGUGCGACGUCAUUGACCACUACUGCGUGCCAAAGGCGGGCGACAGACAACAGGGGCACCUCAUUCUCGUUGGCCAUUCCGCCGGUGGCCCCAUUAUCCGCAAGACGGCAUCUCUACGACCGAAUGUCGUGACCUCUCUCGUCCUUCUCGACCCGACAGACGAAGGCGUAGACCUGAUGUUUAAGCCGUCGUUUCGGUACAUGGAGAGCGCAGGCCUGUAUGUGGGACUUGGUUUGUCAUACUUAGGCCUUGUCCGACCGAUUGCCAACUAUGCCUUCAAGUGGAUGCUGGACCUUUUGCCCGAGGACGUGUGCGAGGACCUCAACCGCGAGGCAUUUGCCCCGUCCGUCGUGCACUCCCAGAUGGCCAUGAGCCACACCUUUCUCGACGAGGUCAAGGCCUUCAGGGACGACCCGCCCAAGAUCCCAGACGAAAUGCCGGUCACGAUCGUCUCGGGUUCACAGACGGGAAUGGCGAUGGGAGAGGAGACCAGGAAGGCUAUCAAUGAGGCACACGAGAAGCAGACAGAGCGGUACAGCAAGGGACGACAUGUCGUGGCGGAGAACUCGGGCCACCUUGUGCCCCUGACAGAUGUGGAGCUGGUGGUGGACGAGAUUCGGCGUGUCUUGUAG